AUGUAAAACAAUUCACCAAUAAAAGGUCGACGUAUAUCAAACCAGAUAAAGUUGACAGGGAAGGUUCUAAAAAAGAAAACAGCAUCAGAGAUUGAGAUCGUAGGCCCUUCUGGAAGAGAUAUGGAUACUAGUGUGGUUGCGAAAAUUUAAAUAAAUUAGUACGAGAACUUGAAAUCUCAUAUGCAACAGUGUUAAAGUGAACUUAAAGUAGGAAAGAGUACAGAGAAGAUAAAAAAAAAAAAAUCAUUAGAUCGUACUGCUGCUAUUAAGAAGAGUCAGCAAUUGUAUAAGAAAAAGAAGAAAUCUACAAAAAUUAAAAAGAGUGUUAGUGCAGAAAGAGUAAAGAGCCAAACUAUAGAAUUUUCAUCUCCAGAAUGUGUACGUCGUAAAAAGGCAGCCACAUUUUUUAAUGAAAAACCAAAUAGUUUACAAGAUCAUCGUGAACGUCUUGGACUUACUUUUUUAAAUAAAAUAGGGACUAAAAGAAUUGAUUAAAUAUUAGAGCGUAUUAAAGUAAUUCUAUAGGGUUAGGUAAUAGAAUGUCAUCAAUAGAACAUUCACAUCAUCCUCCACUUACACCUGAGAAACAUCGUUAUCCUUAUGAAAUAAAACAUUACAUGAAAGAGAAAAAGAAAUUCUAUUCAUAAUUAGAAUCAAUUAAAUAGUAAUCAAUGUAAGAGAAAAGAAAACAUAUAGAUGAGAAUCUACGUUCUUUAGCUGAAAUUGCUAAAAGGAACUCACUUUCUAAUAGUAGAUCUCCACCAAGAGAUAGUACAAAUAAAAUUAGUGCAAAACCACUUAUGUUAAGUUAUGUAGCUAAUCGUAAAAGUACAUCACGUAAAUCAGGAGUACCAAAAUCUUUAAAGGAAUAAUUUAAAUAAUUGGAAGCUAGAUAUAAAACUUUAAAGAGUAAUAGUGAUGUUAUAUCAUUGAGAGAAUCUAGAAAUUAUGAACAUGAAAUGAAAGACUAAGCAGCUAAAUGUAUUUAGAGAUGGUAUAAAGGAUAUAAAACAAGAAGACUUUGGGAAAAAAAGAAAUAAAAAAAAUUAUUUAAAAAAUAAUAAUUAUAAUAAUUAAAAGAUACAGAAAUUAAAAGAUGGGAUAAUUUGAAAAUAUUUCUUUAAAAUCUAUAAGUUAAAUAAGAUAUUAUUGUAAUAGCAGAUUUAAUUGAAAGUUUAAUUAAAUAUGCUGAUUUUAAUAAAGAAAAUAUACUAUAAAAUAAUGUUGAAUAACCUUAAAUAAAAUUGAAACCAUAAAAAUUGAUCAUUGAUAAAACAGAAGUAUUUCCUCCAUAAAUUGGUUAAAUACUUUAACUAAGAGGAGAAUUAAUAAAAGAAAGAGAAAAAAAAGAAAAAUAAAUUUUAAAAGAUCUAUUAGUGUAGGAGAGAAUAUCACCACGUUCUUUUGGAUUAAAAGAAUAAGAAAUAGUAAAAUGGGGUGAAAAAGAAUUAGAAGCUUUACAUAAUAGUAAAUAAGUGAUAAAAGAUGGAUGGUUUAAAGCAUAUGAAACAAUUUAAAAGACUCAAAAAGAUUUACGUUUUGUGUAAAAAUUAGGUGAUGAUCAUUUUAAUAAAAUGAUGCCAUUAAGUGUUAGUCAAAGUAAUCUAUUAAAGAAUCAACUUAAUGAUUUGAAAAUUAAUGUAUAAAUAUUGAAUGAUUAAUAAUAGUUAUUAAGGGCUAGUUAUUCUGAAGAGAAUCUUUUAGAUUAAAAAAAGAAGCCACUUCAAAAUUCAGAAUAAUUAGAUAUUUAAGAGUAGCAAUUAGUAUCAUAUAAUUCGAAUCAAUCAAAUAAGACUUUGUCAUCAUAUAUCUAAGGUUUAGAAGUAAUAUAUUACCUAAGUAAGGGAUGUUCCAUUAGAUGUGGAAGAAUAGGGAUAAAUUUAGAAUUUACAAUAUGUUUAGACUCAUGUUGGUUAUGUGAAACAAUAUCUCGAGGAUAUCAAAAUUAUAGUUAAAAAUCAAUAUAAGAAUCAAUUCUUAUAGAUUAUUAAUUUAUGUAUAGGACCAUCUCCUUUUGAAAUCCUAAGAUUUUUUAGAUUAACUGAAGAAAUGUUAGAGUAAUCGUUAGAUGGUGGAUUUGUUCAUUAAGCAGUCUUAAACUUGGAAAUAUUUUCAAUUAAAGAAAAAGUUGGGACUGAGGAACUUUGUGUUAAUGAAAUGGAAAGAAUACAUAAUAAAGCUAUUUUUGAUGCCUUUAAUGAAGCACUUGAUUAUCAUCGUCCAUUUGGAAUUAAAGGAAGACCAUUACCAUGGAGAAAGAAUGUUAUUUGUAGGCAAGUUAACUCUGUAGAAGAAACACUUGAGAAAUCUGCAUUUAGAGUUGUAUAGUGGGCUGAAACUUUAAGUGGGAUUCUAUUACCAUAAGGUACUUAAGUAGAUAAUGAUAUUUUGCCAUAAGUUAGAGAAGAAAGAUUAGAUAAGAUGUUAAAGUAGGAAGUAAAUUAGAUAUUCAAUAUCCAUAGAUAUUCGAAACAGAUGAUAGAUGGUAAGAAUUUGAUGAAGAACAUACUGAAGUAGCAUUGGAGUUGAGUGAAUUAAUUUUUAAUCAUCUCAUUACUGAAGUUAUUACUGAAUUAAGAAAUUGA
Paramecium sonneborni is the source of this 2585-nucleotide messenger RNA. The record is from the annotation of a GenBank genome assembly. NCBI's taxonomy places the organism in Eukaryota, Ciliophora, Oligohymenophorea, Peniculida, Parameciidae.